Messenger RNA from Lactuca saligna, 729 nucleotides. NCBI's taxonomy places the organism in Eukaryota, Viridiplantae, Streptophyta, Magnoliopsida, Asterales, Asteraceae. The record is from the annotation of a GenBank genome assembly.
AUGGAAAUAGCAAAUCACGUCUCCACCUCCAUCUCUCCAGCUCCACAUCGCCACCUCCAUCUACCGUCGACGCCACUGCUCUCGCCGACGUCUCCAACAGAUAAUAACCCGGGUAGAGCUUACUAUUCAUCUCGUGGGUGUACCUUUUUUCGAUGGGCGGAUUUGCUCUUAGUGUGUCCUGGGUGUAAAAAAGGCUACUGUUAUGCAUGGGAGCAAGAAGACGGUGUAUUAUAUAAGACUGCGGCUUUAAGAAGCUCGUGCCCAAAGUCCAAGUUCUCAAGGACCUUCCACACCCUAUUCUGGAUCUGCCGGAAGUCAUGGAAAAGCAAUCAUAGUGAUCCGUUCAUCAUUACUAUACUUCAAAAAAAUGAGGACCAGCAACUCAUCGCUGAAGAUAUGAACCCUAAAUUUCUGCAAAGGUUCUGCCUUGAAAUGCCCAUCGGCUACGAUGCUGCUGCCUCUUCUUUCAUUCACGAAGAAGAAGAUGAUGAGAGUGAGAUCAUAUUCAUGGUUUUACGCACUCAAGAAUGGUAUGCAGAUGAUAUCUGGUACAUUGACAGUGGUUGUAAUAACCAUAUGACUGGUCACAAAGAGUUAUUUACAAAUAUGGACACUGAUCUCAAGAAGGAAGUAAGGACUGGUGAUGGCAAGAUCCUGGGUGAGCAGGAAAUAAGAGAAAUAACAGUCAACACGAAGAAGGGAAGGAAAGGGUUAAAGGGUAUUGUGUGA